UCCAAAGCUCGUACCGUCAUACUAGUCAACGGUUGCAAAUGGCGACAGCCACUAAAUUCGUGGCAACGACAUACAUUUAAUUAUUUAAUUUUUUUUUGGGUGUUAACCAGUUAAGCAGUUCGCGUAAUUGUUCUUCUCCCAAAUCGGUGGUUCUAAGCUGAAGAUAGCAAGAUGCCGGCCGUACGUGGGGAUGGCAUGCGUGGACUCGCUGUAUUCAUUUCAGAUAUUAGAAAUUGUAAAAGUAAAGAAGCUGAAAUAAAGAGGAUAAAUAAAGAAUUAGCAAAUAUAAGAAGUAAAUUUAAAGGAGAUAAAACUCUUGAUGGAUACCAAAAGAAAAAAUACGUUUGUAAAUUGUUAUUUAUAUUUUUACUUGGUCAUGAUAUUGAUUUCGGACAUAUGGAAGCUGUUAAUUUAUUAUCAUCGAAUAAAUACUCUGAAAAACAAAUUGGAUAUUUAUUUAUAUCAGUGCUGGUUAAUACAAACAGUGAUCUCAUAAAAUUAAUAAUACAAAGUAUAAAAAAUGAUUUGGGAUCUCGUAAUCCAAUUCACGUUAAUUUAGCACUUCAGUGUAUCGCUAAUAUCGGCAGUAAAGAAAUGGCCGAGGCAUUUGGAAAUGAAAUUCCUAAAUUAUUAGUAUCUGGGGAUACAAUGGACGUAGUAAAGCAGAGUGCAGCACUCUGUCUUCUGCGACUCUUACGAACAGCCCCAGAUGUAGUACCUGGUGGUGAAUGGACAUCACGUAUCGUCCAUCUGCUAAACGACCAACAUCUCGGUGUAGUGACAGCAGCAGCAUCACUUAUCGAUGCUCUAGUAAAACGCAAUCCCGAUGAGUACAAAGGCUGCGUUAGUCUAGCAGUAUCACGUCUCAGUAGAAUAGUAACAUCAAGUUACACAGAUUUACAAGACUACACGUAUUAUUUUGUCCCAGCGCCAUGGCUGUCUGUUAAACUGCUGCGUCUUCUUCAAAAUUAUACUCCGCCAGCUGAAGAUCCCGGUGUUCGUGGCCGUUUAAAUGAAUGCCUCGAAACAAUUCUCAAUAAAGCACAAGAGCCACCAAAAUCCAAAAAAGUUCAGCACUCAAAUGCUAAAAAUGCCGUAUUAUUUGAAGCAAUAAGUUUAAUUAUUCACAAUGACAGUGAGCCUAAUUUAUUAGUACGUGCAUGUAAUCAACUUGGACAAUUUUUAUCAAAUCGUGAGACAAAUUUACGUUAUCUUGCUCUUGAAUCAAUGUGUCAUUUAGCAACAUCGGAAUUUUCACAUGAAGCUGUUAAAAAACAUCAAGAAGUUGUUAUACUAUCAAUGAAAAUGGAAAAAGAUGUAUCAGUACGGCAGCAAGCUGUUGAUUUAUUAUACGCAAUGUGUGAUAAAAGUAAUGCUGAAGAAAUAGUACAAGAAAUGUUAAAUUAUCUUGAAACAGCUGAUUACUCAAUACGUGAAGAAAUGGUACUAAAAGUUGCUAUACUUGCUGAGAAAUAUGCCACUGACUAUACGUGGUAUGUUGAUGUCAUAUUAAAUUUGAUAAGGAUAGCUGGUGAUUAUGUUUCUGAAGAAGUAUGGUAUCGUGUUAUACAAAUAGUUAUUAAUCGUGAUGAUGUACAAGGUUACGCUGCUAAAACUGUAUUUGAAGCGCUCCAAGCACCAGCUUGCCAUGAAAAUAUGGUUAAAGUUGGUGGUUAUAUACUCGGUGAAUUUGGUAAUUUAAUUGCUGGUGAUGCACGUUCAUCACCAGCAGUACAAUUCCAGUUAUUACAUUCCAAAUAUCAUUUAUGUUCACCAAUGACGCGUGCACUGUUACUAUCAACUUACAUUAAAUUUGUUAAUUUAUUUCCUGAAAUACGUACGCAAAUACAAGACGUAUUUAGAACACACAGUAAUUUACGUAGCGCUGAUGCUGAAUUACAACAGCGUGCAUCUGAGUAUCUACAAUUGAGUAUUAUUGCAUCUACUGAUGUAUUGGCAACUGUACUAGAAGAAAUGCCAGCUUUUCCUGAACGUGAAAGUUCGAUUUUGGCUGUUCUUAAAAAAAAGAAACCUGGACGUGUACCGGAAAAUGAAAUUAGAGAAAAUAAAAGCCCUGCUCCUAGUGCCAAUCAUGAAACAACUGGUACUGCUGUUGCUUCUACUAUCGGUAGUGCUGCUGCCGCUGCUAGUGUUAAUAGUUCAUCUGCUGAUUUAUUGGGAUUAUCAACACCGCCUUCUUCACAGCCUACCAGUAAUACUGGAAUGUUACUUGAUGUAUUAGGUGAUAUUUAUAAUGCACCAAAUAAAGUUACGGCUACUAAUGGAGCACAGAAUUCUUAUAAUCCUAAAAAAUUCGUUUGUAGAAACAAUGGAGUACUAUUUGAAAAUGAUCUGAUACAAAUAGGCGUUAAAUCAGAAUUCCGACAGAAUCUUGGACGUGUUGGUUUAUUUUAUGGAAAUAAAACCCAGUUUGCGCUUAAUAACUUCCAACCACAAUUGGCUUGGUCUGAUGAAAAUCAAUUAAAAUUAGCCGUUCAAAUAAAACCUGUUGAUCCGGUGCUUGAAGCUGGUGCACAAAUUCAACAAAUGAUUAAUGCUGAGUGUAUUGAUGAUUACAAUGAUACUCCUAGUAUGGUAAUAUCAUUUACGUACAAUAAUAUGCCACAAAAAAUAACUAUGAAAUUACCAUUAACGAUAAAUAAAUUCUUUGAACCAACGGAAAUGAAUGGAGAAUCAUUUUUCGCGAGAUGGAAAAAUCUUGGCGGCGCAAAUCAACAGCGUUCACAAAAAAUAUUCAAAGCCCAACAUCCGAUGGAUUUAGCACAAGUCCGUACAAAAUUACAAGGUUUUGGAAUGCAGUUGCUUGAUAAUAUUGAUCCUAAUCCUGAUAACUUUGUCCUUGCUGGUAUUGUUCAUAUGCGUGCACAACAAGUUGGUUGUUUGUUACGUCUCGAACCUAAUAAGCAAGCUCAGAUGUUCCGGUUGACUGUACGCUCGAGUAAAGAAUCAAUGUCGAUAGAAAUAUGUGACCUGCUGGUAGAUCAAUUUUAAGCUGUUCAAAAGGUACUGAUUUGUUAUUCAUUAAUUUUAAUAUGAUCAAUAUCAACAAUCGUAUAUAAUAAAUAUAAUCUACGAGUAUCAAUCGAAUUAAACCGUCAGAUUAAAACGAAAAAGCUGGACUGACUGUUUGAUUAACUUUUUAAAAAUUCGUAUCCAAAAUAAAUUUUUGAUUUAUUUCAGUUUAUAUUUUAAAACAUAAAAAAAAAAUUAAAAAAAAAAAAAAAAAAAAAAAAACUAAA
Microplitis mediator is the source of this 3260-nucleotide messenger RNA. RefSeq names its product AP-2 complex subunit alpha (gene AP-2alpha). Gene Ontology annotation, biological process: clathrin-dependent endocytosis; intracellular protein transport. The record is from RefSeq and is a predicted model, not a curated record. Bases 172 to 3012 code for a protein of 946 amino acids. Gene Ontology annotation, cellular component: AP-2 adaptor complex; membrane coat. Gene Ontology annotation, molecular function: clathrin-cargo adaptor activity. NCBI's taxonomy places the organism in Eukaryota, Metazoa, Arthropoda, Insecta, Hymenoptera, Braconidae. The transcript is spliced from 9 exons.